AUGAAUUCAUCGCAAAGUAUUUGCCGAUUGUGUCCAACACUGAGACCACACCUGACGGCCAGAACCACCCGAUUAUCACUGUAUCGGUCGUCACCGCAAAGACACGAAUUGAUUUUGGUUAAAAAUAGACCAUUUGUUGACACGAGAAGAGUCUUUAUUAAUAAUCGAUGUCUUCGGACGGGAGUUAACGGUAGAGAUUGGAGGCCAACACCCGAUGGCAAAGACGAAGAGGUGAUGACCAUUGAAAGGUCGGCGCCGGUCCUCAACAAGCAAUCGGUCAAUAGUAACAACGUUUUGGAUCUAAUGGCCAUCACUGGCCGCGAAGUGGACGACAGGGAUAUCGAUGCGUUGAGCGAAGACAUUGAUCCGGAAGUGUUGGACGAGAUGUCGCCGGCUUUGGGUCACAGUUUCAAUUUGGCCGCAUUUGCCGAGAAGUCAGCGACACUUCAAAUGCUCGUUAAACUGGGCGUCAAUUUGUCGCUAAUUGAGCGCAAAAGUCCACAAACGGCUCAAAAUAUAUUAAAACUGGACUUUGAGUCCGAUAUCAAGCCUUACGUGCAAUGGUUGGUGGACUCGGGUGUCCCGCCCUCUCAAUUGGGUCUAUUGCUGACCAAAAACCCCCGUCUAUUGAGUCAACACAUCGAUGACCUGAAUGUGAGACUCAAUUAUUUGCGAUCCAAACGAUUCACUCAACACAUGAUCGCAGAGAUUAUUAUAAAAGCGCCCAAAUUGUUGAAUAUUAGCACAAAAGGCAUUGACCACAACCUCGGCUUCAUUCAGAAGGAGUUCCACUUAACCGCCGAUGAA
This is a messenger RNA of Medioppia subpectinata, 807 nucleotides long. The record is from the annotation of a GenBank genome assembly. NCBI's taxonomy places the organism in Eukaryota, Metazoa, Arthropoda, Arachnida, Sarcoptiformes, Oppiidae.